AUGGAAGAAUCAGCACAACCCCUGGCCAAACAACCUACAGCAGACGGUUUCCCCAAACAAGUGGUUCCUGCUCGUGCUUCCGGUAGUUCCACGGCUCACCCACGCUUCCCUUCACAGUGGGGCCAGCCGCCGCCUGUAGAGAAAGAGAGAGGGAGGAAGAUGAAUGACACGAGGAGAAACUGUGUCCGUACCGUACUUGCUGUACGUGGUCCCAAGUGGAGAGCCGCAGCCGUUGUGUUUGGUGAUGAAGUGAAGUCAGUGUCAGUGAUGGAGGGAGAUUCUGUUACUCUACACACUGAUACUAAACUACAGAUUAAAGAUGAGAUCGAGUGGAUGUUUGGUGUUGAGAGUCCAGAUGAGAUCAUAGCUGAAUAUAACAGAGAAGCAAACACAACAUCAUUAAAUGAUGAAAGAUUCAAGAAUCAUUUAUAUCUGAAUCAUCAGACUGGAGAUCUCAUCAUCACAAACAUUACAAACAAACACACUGGAGUUUAUAGAGUAGAGAUCAACAGACAACCUUCUGUCAUCUUCAGACACUUCAGUGUUACUGUCUAUGCUCCUCUGCCUGUUCCUGUCAUCUCCAGAGACUCUUCACAAUGUUCAUCGUCAUCAAGAUGUGUGUUAUUGUGUUCAGUGAUGAAUGUGAGAGAUGUGAGUCUGUCCUGGUACAAAGGAAACAGUUUAUUGUCCAUCAUCAGUGUGUCUGAUCUCAAAAUCAGACUCUCUCUUCAUCUGGAGGUUGAAUAUCAGGAUAAAAACACAUACAGAUGUGUACUCAACAAUACCAUCACAAACCAAACUCAACAUCUCAACAUCAAGAAUCUCUGUCAGAGGUGUAUAGUUGGUGUCGACUGUUGUGGUUUUACUGAAGCUGUGAUUCGAUUGGUCGUCUCUGCUCUGGUGGGUGUGGCUGCUGUCACAUUUUUGAUUUAUGACAUCAGAUCCAGAUGA
This is a messenger RNA of Paramisgurnus dabryanus, 951 nucleotides long. NCBI's taxonomy places the organism in Eukaryota, Metazoa, Chordata, Actinopteri, Cypriniformes, Cobitidae. The record is from RefSeq and is a predicted model, not a curated record.